AUGGUUGAGCCCUUUUUGGGAACCUGGAAGAUGGUCUCCAGUGAAAACUUUGAAGACUACAUGAAAGAACUGGGAGUGAAUUUUGCAGACCGGAACAUGGCAGGGUUAGUGAAGCCAACUGUCAGUAUUAGUGUCAAUGGGAAAAUGAUGACCAUCAGAACAGAAAGUCCUUUCAAGAACAUUGAGAUGUCCUUUAAGCUGGGAGAAGAAUUUGAUGAAACCACAGCAGACAACCAGAAAGUAAAGAGCAUUAUAACAUUAGACAGUGGCUCAAUGAUUCAGGUCCAAAAAUGGCUUGAUAAAGAGACAACAAUCAAAAGAAAAAUUGUAGAUGGAAAAAUGGUAGUGGAAUGUACCAUGAAUAAUAUUGUCGGCACCAGAGUCUAUGAAAAGGUGUGA
Molecule: messenger RNA, 399 nt
Organism: Carlito syrichta (Philippine tarsier)
Lineage: Eukaryota; Metazoa; Chordata; Mammalia; Primates; Tarsiidae
Gene: FABP9
Product: fatty acid binding protein 9
Exons: 4
Coding region: 1-399 (132 amino acids)
Biological process (GO): fatty acid transport
Cellular component (GO): nucleus; cytosol
Molecular function (GO): fatty acid binding
Source: RefSeq, a predicted model, not a curated record